Molecule: messenger RNA, 890 nt
Organism: Xenia sp. Carnegie-2017
Lineage: Eukaryota; Metazoa; Cnidaria; Anthozoa; Malacalcyonacea; Xeniidae
Product: cytidine deaminase-like
Exons: 2
Coding region: 127-489 (120 amino acids)
Cellular component (GO): cytosol
Molecular function (GO): zinc ion binding; cytidine deaminase activity
Source: RefSeq, a predicted model, not a curated record
AGAUUAGCGCACCGUGGUAUAAGUGAUAUUGUAUUAGUUUCUUUUGUCUGGAUUACAUUUUGUCUGGAUUACAUUUUCAUUUGCUUCUAUAAUUGAUUAUUCGCUAUUGUCAAAGGAGGAGGAAAAAUGAACAAAAACACUAUUAAAAAGAUGAUAGAAGAAUGUCAUUCAGCGAAGGAAAAGUCGUAUUCACCGUAUACUAAAGUUCGCGUUGGAGCAGCGCUGGUUUGUCAUGAUGACACAAUCAUCCCUGGUUGUUGUGUUGAAAAUUCUGUGUUUACGCUUACUUGUUGCGCGGAAAGAACUGCUAUAGUUUCUGCUGUGAGUCAAGGUUAUCGCAAGUUCAAAGCAAUAGCAGUUACUUAUGAUGUACUUGAGAAACGACUAACUCCUUGUGGAGCAUGUCGUCAGGUUCUGGCUGAAUUUGGAACUGAUUAUGAUGUGUAUUUGGUAAAACCAGACUCAACUUAUAUUAAGAUUUGGAUGUGACUAUAUUUUCCCAUCGCCAAUGUAUGAGUUUUCAUUUAAAUGGUGGGUUGCUCAAAACCCAAUGCUAUCCACAUAUCACUCCCAACUUUUCAAAGAAAUCAUUAAAGGAUUCACAUGGAUGCUUAGGUAUGAUUCUGUGGUCAGAGAAAUGUUUUGAAGAUGAAGGAUUUGUCUUGCAAAAAGUUCUUGAUUUAAAUUGUGUGGUUGAAAAUUUUUGACAUCAUGAAGAAAAUUCAUAAAUGAUUCAGUCAACAAUAAAGAGUUUGAUUAGAUUGUCAUAAUAAAGUAUAUCUCAUAUAUAGUGUAUAAUAUUUAUAGAACAGUGUUAGGAGAGGACAAGGUCCAACCAAAUGUAUAAGUUUAAUGUGUAAAUAUAUAAAUUAAAUAACUUUAAAAUCCAA